Gopherus evgoodei (Goodes thornscrub tortoise) is the source of this 1872-nucleotide messenger RNA. RefSeq names its product haptoglobin-like. NCBI's taxonomy places the organism in Eukaryota, Metazoa, Chordata, Testudines, Testudinidae. Gene Ontology annotation, biological process: proteolysis; acute inflammatory response. The record is from RefSeq and is a predicted model, not a curated record. Bases 447 to 1451 code for a protein of 334 amino acids. The transcript has 5 exons. Gene Ontology annotation, molecular function: serine-type endopeptidase activity.
UGAUGCUCUGAGGCAGUUCUUAUGCCCAGCUAAGCUGCCAGCGAUGGCGCUGAGUGCCUAGCUCAGGUCAGGGCCGUGCCUGCACCAGGGAGCAGCAAGACUCUCCAAGCCCCCUGCAUCUCCUGUGCAAACCUCACCCCGGCUUUUUUGGUAGGCUCCUUUUCUGUCUUGGGAACCCCCUGCCGAAUCACCCCCAGGCCGCUCCCUGGCCUUUGGCCCUCCCCUCCUGGCUCCAGCAGAAAAGCUCUUGCAGGCUUCUAAAGAUUUGCCCUUUCCCUAGAUUUCUCUCUGGCGCGGUUCUCUGCUUGGGCAAGCCGCUCGCAGCCUCCAGCCCUCAACCAUCUACAGUGCUGGCUGCGAGUGCCAGGUGGUGGAAGCUAGCGCAGGCCUGGUGUCCUCAAACUCGGCUCCUGGGCUCCUGCUGCCACUGACUUAACAGGACGCCCAUGCUGCUGGUCGCCAGCCUGCUAUGGGGGGCCCUCGCCUCCCCCGACACCAGCCUCAACGAUGUCCAGCUCGGCAGUGGCCAGAGCUGCCCGGUGCCCAGGUGGGUCGAGCACGGGCAGGUGGAGCACCUGGCCCGUUACCGGUGCGACCCCUACUACCAACUGCGCAGCCGCGGUGACGGCCUGUACCGAUGUAGCCAGCAGCACGUGUGGGUGAACGAAGCAGCUGGAGAGGUGCUGCCCAUCUGUGAGCCAGUGUGUGGGAAGCCCAAGAACCCGGCCAGACAGGUGCAGCGCAUCAUUGGGGGCAUGAUGGCAGCCAAGAACAGCUUCCCCUGGCAGGGCCGGCUGCUGAGCCGCCACAACCACACCGCGGGGGCCACGCUUAUCAGCGACCAGUGGCUGCUGACGACCGGCAGGAACCUCUACCUGGGCCACAGCGAGAACAGCACGCUGGAAGAAAUCGCCCCCACCCUGCGGCUCUUUCUGGGCCGGGAGACGCCCGCCGGGGCUGUCGAGCGCAUUGUCCUGCACCCUGAGUUCCCAGGGGCUGUGGACCUGGCCCUGCUCAAGCUCAAGCACAAGGUGCCCGUUGGGGAGGCCGUGAUGCCCAUCUGCCUGGCCCAGCAGGACUAUGCAAAGGUGGGGCGGGUGGGCUUUGUCUCUGGCUGGGGCUGGACCGUCCUCCUGGAGCACCCAAAGCAGCUCAAGUACGUCCUGCUGCCCGUGGCCGACAGCGGCAGCUGCCAGGCGUACUACCAGGCGCACUCCCUGCAGCCACUGCAGAACAACCACACCUUCUGCGUUGGCAUGAGCGAGCUGCGUGAGUCCACCUGCCUCGGGGACGCCGGCAGCGCCUUUGCCAUCCACGACCCCGAGGACGACACCUGGUACGCGGCCGGGAUCCUCAGCUUUGACCGCAGCUGCCUGGCUGCUAGGUACGGCGUCUACGUGCGGGUGCUCAGUGUCUUGGACUGGAUCAAGGAGACCAUGGCUGCACACUGACCCCAGGCUGGACACAGCCCUGAUCAAUAAAACCCUCUCCUCACACCCACCCGUGUCUCCUCUCUUCAGCAGCUGCCGAGGGGACCCUGGGCACUCGCCCCCUCCCAGGCUGCAGCAGGAUACAGGGCUGGAGGCACCUGCCCUUGCUCCGCUCUCUGCCCUGCCCUUCCCCCUCCCUCCCAGUGCUGAGUGCCAGACUGCAAGCCCCCGGCGCCUGUGGGUGCCGCCAGGGGGAGAGGCAGGCUGUGCCCUUCUGGGGAGUCCGUCUGUCCCUACCCCCAGCACUCCAAGACCUGGCCACCGACACUGACCCAGACUCCUUCCAAAGCCUCAUGGUGAAAUGUGUAGCAAGGGGGUCAGUUCCCCCUACCAGCACCUGCUAUUUCAGCAGGGCAAGAGCCCGCUGCAUGGGCACCUCACA